Cajanus cajan (pigeon pea) is the source of this 1652-nucleotide messenger RNA. RefSeq lists its product as uncharacterized. The record is from RefSeq and is a predicted model, not a curated record. NCBI's taxonomy places the organism in Eukaryota, Viridiplantae, Streptophyta, Magnoliopsida, Fabales, Fabaceae.
UAAUGCAUCUUAUAACUAUUAGGGAAGAGUCUUAGAGUCAUGUCUCAUUCUUUUGCGAAAGAGAAUUUCUUUAUUCAUUAAAGAAUACAACUUUUCAAACAUUUUGGAAAUCUCUCACAAGUUACAGGAUUUUAUUUUUGAAGCCAAACAGGGAUAUAACAAACAGAAACAGCAUUGUUUGGGACCAGGUGAUUCAGUGGUGGCUCAAUUUCUGAUGGAAAAAGAAAAGGGAAUUGUUGAACAGUUAUUUGGGCCGAUGAGUGUGUCUCUUCAUAUCUUUCUGUCGAAAUGUUUCAUUGUCAUAAAACUGGGGAAGGGCUAGAAAGAAAGAAAGAUAAAAGAAAAGGUGUUCACUGUAUUUGCUUUUAAGUUCCAAUUUUGUCAAAAGUAGAAUGCACAGCAAUCAAAUCGCAUGAGUUUUGCUCCUUUGUCACUAGUUGAAACUAAUAUAUGAUUUACGAGUGAUGAGCAAAUUUCUCUAAAAUUUCAGGAUAGCCCUUUGAUUUCUGGUUCUGGAAGCAAGCUGUUGGUGUUGCUUUAAUUGGAUUUUUGUAUAGAGAUUAGAUACAGCUUGAAGUUAUGUCUGCUUAUGGCCAUCAAAUGGAGCAGAUGUAUUCAGCACAGAGUCUCUCAGGUGGUUCUGAGUUGAGGAGGAGCAGUUUUGCGCUGGAAUCAGGAUUCUACAUCACAUCCUUUGCUGCAACCAUCUUUGUUGCUGCAUUAGCUGCUCUUGGGCUUUUAUUAAUUACUUUAUUGAUUUCACUGGCAAUGAUGCUGCAAUCUUGUCAAAGUAGCCAUGCUGGAGUUAUUGAGGUUCAGAAUAUACAUGAUGAGUACAGUUAUUGCAAGGUUUAUUCUCUUCAUGCUAAGCUCAAUAACUUGGAAGGGCAUAAUUUUCCUAACCACUGCAAGGACCUGGCCAUACAGUAUAUCAAGGGAGGUCAAUAUGCUAGAGACUUGGAUUCAACCAAGUCUGUGAUUGAGGAUUACUUCAACAGUGUUAGACCAUCAGAUGAUGGUCUUGAUGUGGUGUUGUUAGACAUAGAUGGCAUCUUUUCACCAAAUCCUCAUUCUUCCAAUUUGUUUCAAAGCAGCAAUAACAAUUGUGUCCUAGAGGCAAAGAAGUUAAAGCGCAUGCUUCUUUUAAGAAUAUACACGAACCUUCAAGCUGGUGGAUGGUCUAUAAUUUUGUUAUCAAGAGAGCAUGGAACACACCAAAAUGUCACCAUCAACCGUCUUGUCUCUGCUGGAUUUAGAAAUUGGUCUUCCUUGGUGAUGAGUUUAGAAGAUGAAGAUUCCACUAAAGGGAAUGAGAAUUUUUCUAGGCAAAGGAAUGUGAUACAGACGAAGGGCUACCGCCUAAAAAGUAUGAUCAGCAGUCAAAUGGAUGCUUUGGCAGUUGUAGAUAGAGAAAUAAGAUUUUUUUGGCUUCCGGACCCUAUAUUUGACGUGUUUGAGCAAGCAAAGGAGAACAUAGGUGCUGGAUAUUAAUUUCAUUAUACACCACAGGAUAAUUGAUUUUUUUUUGUUCAACUAGUUGCAUCUUGCAUUGUUCAUAUUAGGGGGAUGUGUAAUUACAUAUCAUUGUCUGCCAAGGACCAGUGGUAAAUAGAAUUUUACUAAUCAAACAUUGCAUUAUAUGGUUUAGUUAA